Messenger RNA from Artibeus jamaicensis (Jamaican fruit-eating bat), 717 nucleotides. RefSeq names its product IQ domain-containing protein F5-like. The record is from RefSeq and is a predicted model, not a curated record. The transcript is spliced from 4 exons. Lineage: Eukaryota; Metazoa; Chordata; Mammalia; Chiroptera; Phyllostomidae. Bases 1 to 717 code for a protein of 238 amino acids. Gene Ontology annotation, molecular function: calmodulin binding.
AUGAGGGGACACCCGGCGUCUGAAUCCUCUGGGAAGCCCUGGAAGCGGGCUGAGUGUAGGGAGGCGGACCAGCCUGGAAAUGUUGAACACCCCGGAGCUGAGCCUCAGCAGGAGGGGGAGUCCUCUGGAUCAUCCUCAUCAUCUCUGACCUCAGAGGACAAGGUGGAGGCUGACAAGUCGAAUGAGGCUGAGGCGACAGUGGACGAUGCUGAGGCGACAGUGGAUGAUGCUGAGGCGACAGUGGACGAUGCUGAAGAGAGCCCCAGAGAAAGCCCAGAACACAAAAAUGAGUCCCCCCCUCAUAAUCCAGAAGCCGUAAAGAUCCAGGCCUGGUGGCGGGGCACCCUGGUGCGCCGGACGCUGCUGCACGCGGCGGUCAGCGUGACCGUCAUUCAGCACUGGUGGAGGCGGGAGCUGGCCACGCGGCUGGAGCAGAGGCGGCAGAAGGCGCUGGAGACCUUUGCCCAGAAGGAGAGGGCGGCGGUCAGGCUGCAGUCCUGGGUCCGCAUGUGGCGCAUCCGCCUGCGCUACUGCCGCCUGCUGCACGCGGCCCGCGUCAUCCAGGCCCACUGGAGGUGCCACACCUGCGCGUCCCGGGGCUUCAUUAACGGUCACUACAGAGUCAUGGCCAACCAGCUGCAUCUCGAGCUAGAGAUCGUGCUGGGCUCAGAGCCUUGCUUUGUGUCAGAGUGUAUUCCCCUCCCAGUAAAGCAGUGA